Messenger RNA from Rhizophagus irregularis DAOM 181602=DAOM 197198, 690 nucleotides. Lineage: Eukaryota; Fungi; Glomeromycota; Glomeromycetes; Glomerales; Glomeraceae. The record is from RefSeq and is a predicted model, not a curated record.
AUGGCUUCUCGUUUAACAAGUCGGUUGAGUAUAAAGUUUGUUUCACAUGUUGCAGACACAGUGGAACAAGUUCAGGCAACCAAUAAUGCCCCAAUUCAGAUGAAUGUAAUUCAGAAUAACUUUGUCAACAGGAACUGUCUGAGGGGACGCGACUAUGACCUACAAGUUGAUGAGAAAAGUUAUCGACAGGAUGAAGAAUUGACAACAGCCAAGAUAAAUGAAAUCACAGUACGUUAUUCGGAAAAUGAUUUGAGAGAAGCGACUGACUCAAUAGUUGGGAAAGUAGAAAGAAUACCAUUGAUGGUAGACAACAUUGAUCUGGAAGAAAUUUUCAUAGAUUAUUGCGAUAGAUGCGAAACAUCUUUGAGUAUGCCAAAAUCUGAAAGUCUAAAAAAAGUUGGUUGUUUAUCUUCAUUACUUAUUUGUCCAUCAAUGACAAAAAAGCAGAAGGAUAGUUUACAAGAUUGGAAAGACGCUUGGCACGAUAAAAAGGAAAUUGAUGAAGACUUAUUAGAUGUGGUUCAUAAUAUUCUUGGACUAUAUAUUGAAGCUUUUGAAGCUCCAUAUAAUGUACUGAAAUCAAGGGAUCUUGAAGAAAAACAAUUUAGCGCACAAUUUAUAAGCCCAAUAUUAAAAAAAUACACUCAAGUAUUGACCUCAAAGCGUGCAGAUGGACUUGCUCAUCUCUGA